Messenger RNA from Polypterus senegalus (gray bichir), 3292 nucleotides. Its product is annotated as gastrula zinc finger protein XlCGF26.1-like. The record is from RefSeq and is a predicted model, not a curated record. The transcript has 3 exons. Gene Ontology annotation, biological process: regulation of transcription by RNA polymerase II. Gene Ontology annotation, molecular function: RNA polymerase II cis-regulatory region sequence-specific DNA binding; DNA-binding transcription factor activity, RNA polymerase II-specific. NCBI's taxonomy places the organism in Eukaryota, Metazoa, Chordata, Cladistia, Polypteriformes, Polypteridae. The coding region runs from base 233 to 2032 and encodes 599 amino acids.
UUUGUUGCCGUUGCCGGACGGCCAUACGUGGCAAGCGUGUGUCUGCACUUUGUUAACUGACAAGAAGAGAGAAAGGAGAGCGCCGGGAGAGAGGAAGAGCGGCGACAAGUGUUGGAUACAAAGGAGCCUGCUUCCCAGUUCACAUGGCCAUACGGUGAGGCAUCCGGUAGCCACUGGGCCAAUAUAAGAAGAGCAAGCAGUUAAAGGGUUAGAGAAGAGUUUCCCACAGACCAUGGCCUCGGCUAAAGAGGAGGAUAUGGAUGAAAGACUGGCACACCUUAAAAAGGAGGAACAUGAGUGGGAUACACCCAAGGAGUUGUGUGUAAAAUGGCAGGAUUGCAAUGGUGCCACUGUUAAAAAGGAGGAGUGCAAAGAGGAACUUGUGGAGAUUAAAAUUGAGGAUUCUAACAAUUUCUCUUUUAGUCUUGACCUCCAAGUCCAUGAAACUGGGAAUAUUAUUAGGCAAGGUAUCUGUGAAGAAUCCCAUUCCGGUUUGAAACCCUGGUUUCAUAUUACGGGACAACUGACUGCUCUGCCGAAUUCCCUGGAACUGAAGUCUGAGCUGUUUGAGUUGGAGGAGGAAAUCAAAGGAGGAAAUGACAGAGAAGGAGAAAAGCAACAGUCAUCUGGGAGUGUGGGAAUAAAUUUCCACAAGGAUGGCACCCUCUCCCCGCCUUCAUUUGCUCAGCCCUGUCUUCAGCACAGAAUGCAACAGAAACAAGAACAUGAGAAGAUGAAGAAAUCAGCAAGAGAAUCAGAUAAUGUGACAGCAGCCUCUUCCCAACGCAAUUCUCUUCCUACUGGUAAAAUAACACAGGCAGAAGCCGUUAACAUUGAUCAACAGCGAACCCUUAAUACACAUGAAGAGCUUUUUCAUGCAAGCCUUAAAUCGAUUCCUAUGAAAAAGAAGCCAUACUCUUGUUCUGAAUGUGGCAGACUAUUUUCACGUAGUGACAGUCUUCACAAUCACAAACUAAUUCACACUGGAGAGAAACCUCAUUGUUGUGUCCAAUGUGGCAAAAGAUUCUCACAAAUAAGCAAUCUUCACAGCCACACAAAAAUCCACACAAGAGAAAAGCCUUUUUGCUGCUCUGAAUGUGGCAAGCGAUUUUCUCGUAACAGGACUCUUCAAAAACACUUACGGAUUCACACUGGAGAGAAACCUUAUUCCUGCUCUGAAUGUGGCAAAAGAUUUUCACAAAGCAGUACACUUCAGAGCCACAAAAGAACUCACACUGGAGAAAAACCCCAUUGCUGUAGUGAAUGUGGCAAGCGAUUUUCUCAUAUCAGCAGUCUUCAGCAGCACAAAAAUAUUCAUACUGGAGAGAAGCCAUAUUGCUGUGGUGAAUGUGGCAAGUGCUUCUCCCAUAACAGCAGUCUUCAGAAACAUGUAACAGUUCAUACUGGGGACAAACCUCAUUUUUGUCCUGAAUGUGGCAAAGGAUUUUCCCAUAUUAGCAAUCUUCAUAAGCAUGCAAAAACUCACACUGGCGAGAAACCUUACUGCUGCUCUGAAUGUGGUAAAAGAUUCUUACAAAUAUGCCACCUUCAACGCCAUAUCAAAAUUCAUACUGGAGAAAAGCAACAUUGUUGUACUGAAUGUGGCAAACAGUUCAUAGAAAUAAGCCAGCUGCAGAGACACAUCAGAAUUCACACUGGAGAGAAACCUCACUGUUGUUUGGAAUGCGGCAAGCGAUUCUCAGACAAAAGUAAUCUUUAUAAACAUCAAAGAAUUCAUACUGGGGAGAAACCUCACUGCUGUCCUCAAUGUGGGAAAAGAUUCUUAGAAAUAAGCCAUCUUCAGUGCCAUAUCAGAGUUCAUACUGGAGAGAAACCUUAUUGUUGCUCUGAAUGUGGGAAACGAUUCUCAAACAGCAGUGGCCUUCGUAGUCAUGAAAGAAUUCAUACUGGGGAGAAACCUCAUAGUUGUUCUGAUUGUGGUAAGCAUUUCUCAGACAGCAGGAGUCUUAGUAGGCACUCGAAUACUCACACAGAAGAGAAACCCCAUUGCUGUCCAGAUUGUGACAAAUGAUUCUCACAAAUACGCAGUCUUCAGACCCCUGUGAAAAUACACGGUGGAUAAAAAACCUUUUGCUGCUCUGAAGGUGGCAAACGCUUUUCCCAUAGUAGCACGAUACAGCAGCAUGCACACAUUCAUAUAAAUGAAAGUCCAUGUUGCUGUUCUGAUUGUGGCAAAAGAUUUUUCAACAACUACAGUCUUCAGGAACACUUAAGAAUUCACACUGGUGAAAAACCUUAUUGUUGUUCUGGUUGUGGCAAACGAUUCUUGGACAUAAAUCAACUUCAGAGCCACAGCAAAAUUCACACUGGAGAGAAACAGCACUGCUGUUUGGAAUGUGGCAAACGAUUUUCAUAUGGUAGUAAUCUUCAUAAUCACAUGAAAAUUCAUACUGGAGAGAAACCUCAUUGCUGUUCUGAAUGUGGAAAACAAUUUUCACAAAUUGGUCACCUUCAAAGCCACAUCAGAAUUCAUACUGGUGAGAAACCCUUGUGUUGUACCGAAUGUGGUAAGCGUUUUUCACAUAACAGUGGACUUCAUAGCCAUAAAAGAAUUCACACUGGUGAAAAGCCUCAUAGCUGUUCUGAAUGUGGCAUAUUGUUGUUGUUUCUCAAACAGGAAGAAUCUCAACAGACACAUGAAAAUUCACACCGGCGACAAAGCUCAUUGCUGUUCUGAAUGUGGCAGAUGUUUCACUUGCAGAAGCAGUUUUCUUAGCCAUAUAACAACUCUCGCUCUACAGAGAAACUAAACACUAAUUAUGAUAGUGGCAGGCAAUUCUCAAAAGAAUGUGAGAGCCACAUGGAAUAUUCAGGCUGGAGAUAAACCGUACCGUUGUUCAGAAUGUGGCAAAUGAUUCUUCCAUAAUAUUAGUCUUCAGGAACACAUAAGAAUUCAUACCAGAGAUAAUCUGAUUCCAUCAGACAUGGCUAAAUAAAGUUAUUACACAGCACAAGAUUGUGUUUAAGAAUAGCUUAACAUGGGCUAACUGAGGAGUGUCCUUGUUUUAUUAAAUCAUAAAAAUGCAAUAGCCAUCUUCAGAUCAGUGCAGUUUAUGAAGGCACCUGUGAAGUUCUGGAAACUGUGCUGCAGCUAAAUCAUACUGCAAGUGUGGUCAUAAAGAAAGGUGCAAGCAACUCCGUCCACGAGCUUUGCAGUUUUAAUAAUGUGAUGUGUUCAUUAUUUUAUACCUAAAGUUACAUUCUCAAAAAUGUUAUUUGUAUUCAGCAUUUAAUCCUUAUGAUGCCCAAUAAACAUGUCAGCUCUGACUGA